UCUGAAGAGAAAAAACGAAAAGGAAUGACGGGCAUGAAGCAAAGAGAGCAAAAGAAAUGAGCUCAUACUCCGUACAGAUCUGGAACUCCAAAAAAGCUGCCCGUGACUCCGCCCACACUGCCCACUGACUGACUGCUCUCUGCUCUCUCUUCUCUUCUCUUCCUGACUUUCUCUUUUCUCUCCCCGCUACUCCAAAAUUAACUACCUUUAGCCUUUUUUUUAUUCCCUCUUCUUACUCCCUCUCCAAUCUGCCUCCUUCUUUGCUUUUUCUUUUAGUCUCUUCUUACAUUUCCCCCCUCAUCGUCAGCCAGUUUCCUCACCACGCGCACCGCGCUCGUAUGCAACCCCGCCUUUUUCAGCUUCACCCUCCUCCGCUUGGCUGAACCCGCGCUAUUCAAGACAAGCCACGAGCUCACUUUUCCCCCUCCUGUCUCACUUCAUGGAUCGUAUUCCUCCGCCACCGCUCGCCAUGGAUCGAAUUCCGCCCUCUUCUUCCUACCCCACGCCUGGGUCCGCCGGCCCAGUGCCCCCCGCCAUGACCUCCGCAGCCCAUCUCGCUCCGCUCUCCACCGUGCACGAGGGUCGCAUUUGGUCUCUACAAGUGGUACAGCAGCCGAUUCGCGCCCGCAUGUGCGGCUUUGGUGACAAGGAUCGACGACCCAUUACGCCUCCUCCAUGCAUCCGUCUAAUUGUCCGGGAUGCUCAAACAGAAAAGGAAAUCGAUAUCAAUGAGAUCGAUACGUCCUUUUAUGUACUCAUGGUCGAUCUGUGGAAUGCCGAGGGAACGAGCGAAGUCAACCUGGUGAAGCACUCGGCUACAUCUCCGUCGAUAUCUACCGCCAUGUCCUCCUCAUACCCACCCCCGUUGCAGAACGUCUCACCCUCGUACCCUCCGUACGCGCAAAAUGCCUAUGGUCAGCCUGUCGGUUACCCGCACAUGAAUAACUACUACGCCGGAAACCCGCAACUUCAAUACCAAAACCCCUAUGGAGCGAAUCCGCAAGCCCAACCUUACUACCCCUACUACGCCGGGGGUCACAUGCCACCCGCCAACAUCUCCCCAGCGCAGCCUGUUACCGCCGCUCCAGGUGCUGGCAUGUUCACGCGAAAUCUCAUCGGCAGUUUGAGCGCCAGCGCAUUCCGGCUGACGGAUCCGGAGAACAAGAUUGGUGUCUGGUUCAUUCUGCAGGAUCUCAGUGUACGGACAGAGGGUUCCUUCCGCCUGAAAAUGAGCUUUAUCAACGUGGGCACUCAAUCCGGAGAAUCUCCCAACGGCGUGUCGGUGAUCAACCACGGGUCGGCGCCCGUACUGGCAUCGGUAUUCUCCGAACCCUUCCAUGUAUACUCCGCCAAGAAGUUCCCUGGCGUCAUCGAAAGCACAUCUCUCAGCAAAUGCUUCGCGCUCCAAGGCAUCAAAAUCCCGAUCCGAAAGGACGGCGUGAAGGGAUCGCGCGGGCGGCACAGUGACAACGAUGACGGCGGAGACGACUACGACUAGAAAGCCGAUGAUGCGCUGUCUGGUCUGUGAGAUUGGCCUUUCCUUGAUUUGCUUCUGUUUGCUGUUUGCCUAAUACCUCCUCUGGCGCAACGUUUUAUGGGUUCUGGUAAUAUGACCUGGGUUCCUGGGAAUGCGGUGUUUCUCUAAAGGGACUGGUUCGGGGGGUUGGGGAAGGGGUUUGUUUUCAUCAAACGGAUUGGGUGUAUUGGUAUCGGGACCGGUGUCGCGGGCUUAUUAUUAUUUUUUUUUUCUGUUCCAUUAGUCUUCUGGUUUUUCUUCUUUGCUCUAUAUCUCUUCCAGUACCUUAUUCGCUUUCCUCAAUUUUUUUUUCUUUGCCUUAUUAAUUUUACCCCCAAUGCUUCCGAGUCUGUGUUUCUGCCCUCUGUGCGAAUAGUGCUCUUCUUUUUUUUUUUUUCCUUUUACCUGCGUGUCCCCC
This is a messenger RNA of Aspergillus japonicus CBS 114.51, 1934 nucleotides long. Its product is annotated as velvet factor family protein. Lineage: Eukaryota; Fungi; Ascomycota; Eurotiomycetes; Eurotiales; Aspergillaceae. The record is from RefSeq and is a predicted model, not a curated record. The transcript is spliced from 4 exons. Bases 440 to 1498 code for a protein of 352 amino acids.